Molecule: messenger RNA, 1671 nt
Organism: Paramecium octaurelia
Lineage: Eukaryota; Ciliophora; Oligohymenophorea; Peniculida; Parameciidae
Source: the annotation of a GenBank genome assembly
AUGAAAUAUUUCAUUUUGACUUUAUUUGUUUUGAAUGCAUUUAGCUUCUCCUUGAACGAUGAUUGGGAUGGUAUGGAAGAAGUGAUCAAAGUUUAAUAAGAUGCAAUUUUGGUAUAGAGAAUAAUUAAAUAGGAUCUAGUAGACUAAUUAGACGUAUAUUCAGAAACUCCGAUCACUCAACAAAUAGAGAAUCAAGUACAACAACUCAUGAAUCCACCACUUGAAACAGACCACACAAAAUAAUCAGAUGAAUAAAGUGAAGUUCACUCUCUGGAAUACUGGUUGGAGAGAUUGGGAGAUGAAUAUUCAGAUGAAACCAUCUUAUUGUAGUAAUCCUAGACAAUCACAGAAUAAGUCACAACAGUAUUAGAUGAUCUCAUUCUGAAAGUAGAAGACGAUCAACAAAUAGAUCAACAAACAGAAACUGAUUCCACCUUGAUUAUAGAUAGCAUAAGAUAAUUUUAACAAGAUUAGAAUAAUGAUGAAAAUAUCAAGUAGUCAUAGACUACAUAAUUGCAGAGUUAAGAUGAUCAAUAACAAUUAAUUGAUCUCAAUUAAAUCUAAGAUCAAUUUAAUGAAAUAGAUUCAACAAUAUCAGAAGUUAAUGUCCAAUAACAAUUAAAUGAGAGUUCUGAAGACACUCUUUAAGUUUAAAUUGAUUCCACUGAUGAAGAUGCUUCCAAUGAAUCUGCGAAUGAAUUCUCUCCCAUUGAGAAUGCUCACAAUAUAAUUUAGGAUAGUAACACAGUAUUCACAUUCAUGAAUCAUGUCCAAGAGGACUCUUAUAUUUAAUCAUAAUAGAAGGUCAAAGAUACUUACAAUUUCAAAGAGUAUUCAUUCAAUAAGGAUACUGGAGAUCAACGUUCCAUAUAUAAAGAGAAUGAUGACUCCACAGUGGAAGUAGUAGAAAGAGAGGAGGAAAAAGAAAGUAGUAAUAAUCCACAUGAAGAAGUGGAAUUCAAUAAAGCCAAAUAGUCAACUUUAAAUAGCUAACCAGAGGAAAUCUCAGGUCUUAAAAAAUACUUAUUGUACACAGAUUAACCUGAAGUAAUUUCCACUGGAACCACUGAAAAAGAAAUUGAGGAAGAUAGAAGAUUGAUUACUGCUUUUAAAUCUAUGAACAGAGAUGAAUAUUGGGAAAAAACAAACAAAAAGUAAAAAAUAAAUUCAGAUGUUAGAGAUGAACUAUUAAAACGUAAGUAUUUUAAUAUCCCUUUAGUUUCUAAUGUUUCUGAAGAUUCAAAAUAGAAGGAACCCCAAUUUUAGGAAAUUACUGAAAACAAAGUGGAAAAUCCUCAUAAAUUUAUUUCAUUUAAGGCCGACCCCAAAGUUGAAUACCCUGAGAAUACUUAAAAGGGAGAAACUGUUAAAUCUAAAUAUGAUGAAUUACCUGAAACCAAAUUGUAAUCCAAGGAGGAGAUGAAGAGGGAUAAAGAAUAAAAAAUUUGUAUAAAUUCUAAUUGAAUAUUUAGUGGAAAUGCAAAAAAUAAUUGAAGAACAGUUGAAGAACAAAAAACUAAUUAAGCAAUCUGAAACUGAUAAAUCCUUUCAAUACGAAAGUGAAUAUCUAGAAUGGGAAAGAACUACAUAAAGUAAAGUGUAUCCUGAAAUCAAUUUUGUCAUGACGUAAAAUAAUUUAAGAAAAAGAUUAUGAUUAAAUCUAACACAAAC